Molecule: messenger RNA, 1190 nt
Organism: Zychaea mexicana
Lineage: Eukaryota; Fungi; Mucoromycota; Mucoromycetes; Mucorales; Lichtheimiaceae
Product: Chloroperoxidase
Exons: 2
Coding region: 69-1064 (331 amino acids)
Molecular function (GO): peroxidase activity
Source: RefSeq, a predicted model, not a curated record
CUUUCUUCGCGCACCACACACACUCUGCUCGUUACUACUCUUCUCUCUCUACAGAGCACUUUGCAACAAUGCUCAGUAAAAAUGAAAUGUCAUCAUCAGCGUCAUUAGGGACACGUUCUUACACCACUGAUAGUAGCACUGCUGCAUCCUUAGCUUUUCCACGCACCAAACCGUUCAAUUUUUGGGUCAAGCUUGGAAUUGCAGGCGUUCUUGCCUAUUUGACGAUCCAAAUGAUCAAUAUCGAAACUCAUGGACGAAGAUUACAGACAAUGAAUCCAGAGGAUUGGAAAAAGGUGAUGGAGGGCCACCCUUAUCAACGGCCUGCACCAGACGCUUCGCGUGGUCCAUGCCCAGCCAUCAACACGCUCGCCAACCAUGGUUUCAUCAACAGAGACGGACGGAACGUGACACAAAAGCAGUUGUACGAAGGAGUUGUGAAACUGGGAAUGGCGCCCCUGGCUGCACACUUUAUAUCGCGUUUACCCUACUCUAUGUUUAAGCAGCACCACCCGCCUGAUGGUCCAUUUUCCUAUUUUCGAUCCGCCAAGACCAUCGAUUUGGAACAGCUUGGGAUCCAUAAUACCAUUGAGCACGACGUCUCUCUCAGCAGAUCCGAUGUGAAUCUGCCGCCAUAUAGUACGAUUCAACUCGUCCCUGAACGUCUCGAGCAGAUGAUAUACAUUGCAGCAAAGCGGACAAACGGAGAAAAAGGCGAUCAGCAGCAAAAGCAACAAGUGUAUAUCUUGGAUAAGGAUGUGUAUGACCACCGUAAACUAUGUUGGCUCGAGUCAAUACGCGAUAAUCCUUACUUGUUGGUGGGACUCAAUCAGCAGAUGGCCAUCACGGCAGAGACGGCCGCGGUGCUAGAUAUUUUGGGCCGUAACCUAGCUAUUUCAGAAGAUCAUCUUCGAUCAUUUUUCCUCGACGAGAAAAUUCCAGCGGACUGGCAUCCGCCCCAUGAUUCGUCGACACUUGGGAUGUUUAAAAGGCUCUGGGAGAGCUUUCAAGGUGUGCAGAAAAGUAAAGCAACUUUACCUCGAGAUAACAGAGAGGGAAGCGAUUAAUUGCAGUAUGUAUGCACCUAUAUCAUGAUGCCCCAUAUACACAUUAUUGCGUACCAUAUCCUGCUUAAUGUAGUGCUUAUUACAAUAAACUCAAACGCGCCAAGCCCGCACAUUUGUAAUUGAGAA